AUGCCUGAUCUUCGUCGCCAAAUCUUUGAGAGCGGCAAGACCGUCUCUCGCAAAGCAGCUUCCCGUGAGGCCUCGAGAGCCACCUCGCGUGCUAGUUCGAAGCAGUCCUCCCGGGCUGCAAGCAGACAGCCAUCCGACGAGGAGGAUGCAGGAUAUCUCUCUGACGAUACAGCCAUGAGUAUCGGCUCGCUGGAUGAUGAGAACCCCGAGCAAGAUAAUGCCGACUGGCCCCAGGAACUGGCUGAUCGGAUCCAAGAAAUUCUCGACCGCAAGCGCUCCAGUUCACAGGGUCGUGAGGAGGCCUUGGCUGCAUUCUGUCGUCUUACUAAAUACCAUUAUGCGGUCGAAGAAAUAUACGCAUCUGUCACUGAUUUACUUGUCGCAUUCUCGAAAAGUGCCCGGUCGGAUUCUAGUGCUCGAGAGAUAACCCUGGCACUGCGAGCGAUCGAGCUGCUUGCCAUCACAGCUAGUGAUAACAAGGUCUUUGAAAACACCGAGCCGCUUUUGACUCGCACCAUUCGGGAUUCGUCGUCCAAUGCUGUCAAAGCCGCAGCAAUUCAAUGUCUUGCAGCUUGCACCAUCUUCGGUGGUGCUGGUGAAGAUGGCAUCCUCGACCAGAUGACUUUUCUUCUCGACAUUGUUGCCUCCGAUGGGCAUUCCAUCAACGCGCCCGAUGACCCAAUCAGCGUGACGGCAGCACUGCAGGCCUGGGGAUUCCUAGCAACUGAGAUUGAAGACUUCGAAAGCGAGAGCGAAGAAGCAGUGCAAAUCCUCAUGGACCAGUUAGAUAGCGGCGAUUCGGCUGUGCAGAUCGCAGCGGGUGAAAACAUCGCUUUACUUUAUGAAAAGAGUUACACGCCCCAAGAAGAUGAUGACGACGACGACGGUGACGAGGAAGACUCUGAGGACAGCGACGAGCAUGAAGCUGCUACCAACGGUCCAAAGCUUGUCAAGCGUUACAACGCCUACCACAACACCCCUGACCUAGAGCGUCAAUUGCAAUCCCUAGCGCACGUACACUCAAAGUCUAUUAGCAAGCGUGAUAAGAAAUCCUUGCACAGCAAUUUCGCAUCGAUUCUUACGACUGUUGAGAACCCUCGUCGUGGGCCUCGUUACAACAUGGCUAUCAAUCAAGAUACGAACCAACACUACGGCAGCACUUUGACAGUCAAAAUCGGACGGCAUGGAAUCAUGGGUAUCGAUCGCUGGUGGAAAUGGACCCGCUUGACGGCACUGCGCCGAAUCCUUCAAGGUGGAUUCAGCGAGCACUAUUUCCAGGGAAAUCGUGCUGUUCUGAACAAUUUGCCUGUGAUGCUACGCAGCGUUGAGCCUAGCCAAGGUUCGGUCGAUCGUCAAAGUGCCAAGAAAGCCGCAAAGAUGCGAAACUCGAGACGAUGGACAGCUGCCCAGGAUUCCGAUGAUGAAGAAUAA
This is a messenger RNA of Penicillium verhagenii, 1431 nucleotides long. Its product is annotated as IFRD domain-containing protein. The record is from RefSeq and is a predicted model, not a curated record. The transcript has 2 exons. The coding region runs from base 1 to 1431 and encodes 476 amino acids. NCBI's taxonomy places the organism in Eukaryota, Fungi, Ascomycota, Eurotiomycetes, Eurotiales, Aspergillaceae.